ACUUUGCCAUCUGCCAAGCGACAUCUGGAAGUCCGAGUCGACACUCGCCAUUCGUGACUUCCCUUUGCGGUGCCCUUCUGUAGCAGCUGUGCCAAUCUUGAAUGCGACAUCCCUACAUGGCGCGCUAGCUUGCCCCUGACCGACAGUUACAAUCACGAAUGUGAGUCCAUGAGUGUGGAUCCAGAAAGUGAAUCAAGAAUCCAUCGUGUGGAACAGCUAUCAAGACUUAACCGGCGCGUGAUGGCUUGGCGCGCGCGAUCUUGGUGCAAAUGCUCGCAGCGAUCGGCGGAGAAUGGCAGAUCCGAAAAGGUGCAUCGCAAGGCUGUGGGGUUGGCGCGUACACAAAUAAGCUAGAUUGAUCGAGAACACGAGCGCCGCCGCGCAUCGAGCGACUUGAUUCACAAGUGAUGGUGAGUCGUGACUACAGUACCUACGCCGCGCGCGGCACGUCCAGCUCCGCACGUUCAGGCACAUUAUUGGCUUACCAAUGAAACCCUGGCUGUCCAUUCAAGAUUCUCAUCGAGACUUAUGGAUCUUCUGAAUCACAAUUGAUGAGGGUGAUGUUGAUGACAUGCAGCAGCAACGAUGAGCCGGACCGCGAUUCGGUCCGUGACGAUUCUCAUUGUGGUUCUUGGUAUGGAUCAAACUCCAACGAUCUUUCUGCGAGAUGGGGUGCGGUCGCAGCUAGCCCGCACUACCUUCUCGCGUGUCUGCCAGCUCCGACUUCGGAUCGUUUCUAGGCACUCGCAGCGGUCGUUCUGGCGCUGCACUCUUAUAUGAAGGGGUGAGCAGCCGAUGGCACCUUCGGUGAUAUGAGGGUCGUUUCAAAGUUGCAGGUCGAACCCCUUCAUGCGCUGAGACAAUCCGGGGUGGCGCCUCGGCCUCGAUCCCACAGAAUAUGAGCCACAUAGGCGCCAGCUGCAAAGGACAUCGAUGUGCAGGUACAGCACAUCAAGCAGUACUAAUUUGAGUGACAGAUUGGUGACAUUUCGUGCAUCUUUACAACAGGCACUGAAGCUAAUUCACGAUUCGGUGAUUGUAGGCGCGGGAUCAUGCGAAGAGCUAUUUCCAGCGAUACAGCUGACUGAGAGAAGACGGUGGCGGUCCCGCUAAAGGGCGACUCAUCAAAAGGACGAGAGGGUUUGUCCAGCCUUCGCCAGAGCAAGUGCCUGUGCCAGACUGCAGACUUUCGGC
Ceraceosorus bombacis is the source of this 1194-nucleotide messenger RNA. NCBI's taxonomy places the organism in Eukaryota, Fungi, Basidiomycota, Exobasidiomycetes, Ceraceosorales, Ceraceosoraceae. The record is from the annotation of a GenBank genome assembly.